GCAGCACCAGGUGCUGGUCGGCAGCGGCCGCGGCCGGCUGGAGCUGUGCGACCUGCGUAUGGGCCGUUCGCUGCAGGCGUUGAAGGGGUUGGCUGGCAGCGUGCGCAGCGUCGUCUGCCACCCGCAGCUGCCGUACGCCGCCAGCGUCUCACUCGACCGCUUCCUGUUGGUACACGACCUCGACACGAGAAAGCUGCUGCACAAGGUGUACCUCAAGUCACGACUGAACUGUGUGCUGAUGCGGCGCGACUUCAGCCUCGUGCCCCAAGAGGGCGACGCCGAGGCGGAGCCGGCGGCCGACGCCACCGACGUGGCCGCCGACGAGUUCGAGGACGAGGAGGAUGACCUGCAGAUCGUGGAGGAGUUCAUUGUCGACGAGCCGCCCGAGCCGGAGGCGCCCAAGAAGAAGCGGAAGCUGCCCAAGCUAAAAGUGUCGGGCCAGGAGAUGGAAGGAAGCUCGCCGCGGAAACCGAAGCUGCCCAAGCUGGUGACCCUGUCGAAGAAGAAGAAGAAGAAGACGAAACCGCGGGAAGGGUAGUGGUGUUACGCAAUGCUUUUUCGUGCUGGGGGAAGGGCAGAUAACUCGUGUUUAUGUGUCGUAUGUUUAAUACAGCGGUCCUUUCCAGGUU
Pollicipes pollicipes is the source of this 629-nucleotide messenger RNA. Its product is annotated as WD repeat-containing protein 74-like. The record is from RefSeq and is a predicted model, not a curated record. The coding region runs from base 59 to 538 and encodes 159 amino acids. Lineage: Eukaryota; Metazoa; Arthropoda; Thecostraca; Pollicipedomorpha; Pollicipedidae. Gene Ontology annotation, molecular function: protein binding. Gene Ontology annotation, biological process: ribosomal large subunit biogenesis. Gene Ontology annotation, cellular component: preribosome, large subunit precursor; nucleolus. The transcript has 3 exons.